This is a messenger RNA of Triticum urartu, 888 nucleotides long. The record is from RefSeq and is a predicted model, not a curated record. NCBI's taxonomy places the organism in Eukaryota, Viridiplantae, Streptophyta, Magnoliopsida, Poales, Poaceae.
AUGCAUGGAUUGAGAACUGUUCCUAAUUUGGCGGUGACCAAGAUGGAUUGGAAGGCCCCGCCUCCAGGUUAUAUCAAGAUUAAUGUCGACGCAAGUCCCAUGGAGAGCAUCAGCGCCACAAGUGUGGAUGUGGUGGCUAGAGAUUCUUCUGGGUCAAAUUUGCUCGAUUUGAAGAACAAAGCAAGAAGUAUCACUAAGCUGAUUAAUAGCUUACAAAUCAACAAGAUUAGCCGCUCGGCCAAUGGGCCACGUGCCCUCCUCCUCGCAACCUCGCCGCUUCGCCACUUUCUGCGCCACCAUCGCGCCACCAUGUCGUCGCGCCGCCGGGGUGCUUCGGACUUCCGCGGCGUCCGCGAGCGCCCCAACGGCUGGUACUCCAUCAAGAUACGGGCCGGCGACGUCUGGCUCGGCCUCGGGACGUUCCGGAGCGCGCGCGAGGCGGCCCGCGCGUACGACGCGGCGGCGUGGCGCUUGGAGAGGCCCCGGUCGCAAAUGAAUUUCCGGGACGUCUUCACACGCGAGGAGGCGCAGCGCGUCGCCCCUCCGCCGCGUCUCAUCACGGACAUGGACCGUGCCGACCACUCUCGGCGGCAGCGCCGUCUCCUCGUUGCCGAGGAGGACGAGCGAGCCAUGGCGGAGUGGCGCCGUCGCCACCCAGAGGACGUCGACGCCGAGCGUGCCUACUGGGUGGAGAGGACGGCAAGGCGCCGCUCGGAGCGGGCGGACCGGCGUCAGCGGAAGGCAGUGGCGAACGAGCAGUGCGACAUCAUCUCCGCAGGUGGGAGGUCGUUCUUCACCUCGGACGAUGAACGUUGGGACGACAUAUGGCUCUCAACCUCGGACGACACCGACGAGAAUGAUGAUGGUGAUGGUAGCGACUUGGAGUAG